AUCACCACCACCCACAUUCAUUCACGGCUCGAUCCGUUUCUACCGCACGGGGAGGAAAAUCUCAACUCCGUCGGUUUCCGCGCACCACGUGCUUCCCCGACUCGAUUCAAAUCGCACCAAUCCGAACGGGCCGGGUUCGCGCCCCGGCUGACCCGUGGUGAGAUUGCGCACCGUUGUCGUCACAACCUUCAGGAUUAUUCGUCGUCGCUCUUGAGGCAGGUUCCAGCUGGGCCGAACCGGACCGUUCGGUUCAGUUCAGUGUCAAAUUCGUUACGGUCGUGCAGCAAAACCGCGUUCGCUCGCUUCGAAAUUUGAUGUCCUCUGGUCAGUCAGUCAGUCAGUUGGAGCUUCUCCUUCCAGGAUAGAAGAGAUCUGCCUUCUGCUGCUGGAGUCUUGUGGGUGGUUGUUCCCGUGUCGUCCCCCUGCUGCCUGCCCCGCGUCAUCGAGUGUGAGUCGUUGGGGGCCGUUCGUUGUUGGUUGAGGGAAUCGCGCAGAUUGUCGUUUCUUCUCCGGACUCCUGGCAGUAGUCAAACGGGUGGAGAAGGUUUGAGAAGGAUUAAGUGAAAUUCAUGCAGUGUUCAGUGUGGGAACUAGUCGCGGAUGGCAGUUUCCUGGUGAAGUUUUGCGGCCGGGAGGGCCGCUCCCGUCGGUGGAUGAUAAGCCUCCUUGGGAGGAAGCUGUCAGUAUUUUAAUGGGGAUGGAGUUGACGAGAAAUCUGUGCAUGGAUUGAUCCGGGAUGUAGAAGAUGCAGGAUCAGUUUGAGAAGUGUGGAUAGUGAAGAAAGAAGUUUUUCAACUGAAUCAAAUUGUGGCGACAGUAGUGCAAUACUACCGAAGUGUUAAAUGGCUGAAAUCGGCCUGAGACCACGAAAUGAAGGCCUAUGGUGGUUUGAUUUUCCUACUGUUUAUGGAUAGUGAAUGGUUAAAACGUGAUUCGCUGCACUGAAGCUGCGUUUGUGCGGAUUACAAGUGAUGGUGGAGACGCAUGGUGCUGCUCAACAAGAAAGAAAAUUGAUUGGUUUUACGACAUUCGAACGAUGCGGGUGGAAAACGAACUCCGAAACAAAGUGGAAUAAUCCGAAAAGAAAAACUCUCUGCAGCGAAUGCAAUCUGCGUGGGAUUCAAGUGCCGAGAUUGGUUCAACAGUGAGAAUUUGCGCCGUAGGCAGAACGCUUCAGAAUACUAAUUAGUGUGCAUGUAAAUCAAAUUAAUAAUACCGAUCCUUCGAGGUUGUGUGAACUCAGCGUGUAAGAAAUCACUCAACCAGAUAAUUAGUGCUAGUUGUAGAUACUAAUGAGUUCACAAGUACCGAGCUUUCGUGAAUCGUCAAAAUCAUAACCGAAUAAUUUACCCAACAUAACCGUAAGAUAGUGAUAUAAAACUAGUUAUUAGUAGAAUAGAGCUCAUUAAAAAUCGCAGUAAAGGCAGAAAUAGCCUUCCUGCAUGUGUAUGUUACAUAACCUACCCCAUAAGUGGAAACAACCUAAGGGACUCCAACAAAGAGUCCCAUAUAUCACCCAUUCGUCAGCCGUUCGGUCGUCGCCACGACAGCAGUGCUAAGCGGAUAACGAAGGUUCACAUAACGAUUAAUUGGAUUAAAAAUUGCACCGCGCGCCUUUGGAGAGGAGGACGCGGCAAGGCUUUCUACACAUCUAUAGUGAAGUGAAAAAAAAAACCCGGUGGUAACGAUGUCAAACGCGAAGUGAAUCUUGCUGCGAAAAAGACAACAAUCGACAACAAGUCCCCCGCCUGGGAGACAGGACUCACGGGCUGUACACUUCGGUUCCUGUAAGGAAAAGUUGUCCAACAAACAACAACAAACACACAGACAGCUGAAACCUGAAAGAUCCCCACAGGGGAACGGCAUCUCCGCUCUGGUGGCAAACCAUCAUGAGUAAGCCUCCGAACAGCAGCAGCAGUGUUGCCAACCACCCUUGUCGCCUACACACCGGCCACAGCAGCACCAACAGAUGUCAUCGCUAAUUGCCCGUGACGAUUUGCUGAAGCUGAUCCCCUCCGAGCGUAUCGCAUCUCUCGGAAACGGAAGAAAGAAGAAACGAGAGAUUAGUGACGUGAUGCUUUGAAGAGUUGAUUUCCAGUGGAGCAAAGUGUGAGUGAGGGAAAAUUGUGUCCUGUCGGCCCUCUGUGAGGCACUUUCUUGAAGACGACAGCCACGGGCACGGCCAGCACCGACUGACAUCGAAGGGGACAACUUGGAAGAUUCGUGUGGGGUUGUGUUCAGUUGAGUGGGUGUGUAAGAAAUAAAGGAAUACAAAAGGAGGGCGAAAUAAUACAGGAAGAGGGAAGUUCUGUGAGUGGGAGGGAGCCGGUUGGUGCUUUCCGGGAAGAAGCGAAGAGAAGCCCUCGCAGUCAUCCACAGCUUCCACCAAGUUCAGUGCGGUCAACACAAUGAAACUGAGUGUCAGUGCCUAUCGAGCCCAUGCCUCAGCACACAAGAAGAUCCUCUCCAGCAGCAACUACCAGACGCAGUUCAACUACGGAAGCACGGCGGCCGCCUCGGGCUCAACUCCGACCUCGUCGGCUCUGUUUUCAGUUUGACGUUGCUCUGGUUCGACUGAGUCCAUCAUUUUCCACACAUCGUACCAACCAGUCGGCGGAUUACCUCCCAUUAUUGCCGUCAGUACCGACGACGUCCACUACGACGACGGUUGCCAUUCUCUUCCGAGUGACAUUCCAAGAGGAAUUCCGUGGCGCUUCUUUCCAAGCUUCCUCCAGUCGUCCGUUGACGCCGUCGCCUCCACCGUUGUCGAUGAUGGACCCAGCCAACCCGAACUCGGCGCUGAUACCGACAUGUGCAACGAUAUCCACCGGCACCAGUCCCAGUUCGGCCAUAGCGACCAUCGGUGGCGGCGGAGGAGGAGGCGGCGGAAUCGGUGCCCUUGGUUCACCUUCGUCGGCCGUGGUCCCCGUGGGCGGCGGCGGCGCCACCUCACUGCUCAGUCCAACGCUGCUUUCGCCGGGGACCAACACCGGAACGGCUUCGAUUGCCACGUCCCGGGAUGACGAGGACGAUUCCAGCAACCAGGUCUCGUCCGCUGGCAGCAAAAGCUCCGGGCAGCGGACCAAGUCGAACCAGCGAUGGAUGAAGCUCCGGACGACGGUGCAGAUUUCGUCGGCCAUGUCGGUCAAGAAGCCACCGCUCAAGCGAGAGGACUCCUUCCUAAAGCGAUUCUCCACCCGGCAGAUACCGGAGGCACAGGAAACAGUGGAGGACACCGGUUCGGAGGGAGCAACCGACGCGGAGAAAACCGCACGCCGCAGGCGGCGUCUCAAAAUCCCCAAAACGGUCGUCAACCCGGACGAGAACUUCUACUUCUACUGGCUGAUGGUGGUCACCAUCGGCAUUCUGUACAACCUGUGGACGCUGAUCGUGCGGCAGAGCUUUCCGGAGCUGCAGUCGAACGCUUCCCGGUUUUGGCUGAGCUGUGAUUGUUUAACCGACGUGGUUUUUAUACUAGACGUAGUUGUCCAGCUGCGGACCGGCUAUCUCGAGCAGGGAUUGAUGGUCUACGACUCGAGGAAACUGGCGGGCCACUACCUACACUCGAGUGAAUUUUUACUAGAUCUAGCAACUUUAGUACCUUUAGAUAUCUUACAAAUUCGCCUCGGUACCCAGCCGUUGUUGCGAUUUCCUAGGUUUUUUAAGGUUUAUCGUGCCAUAAAGUAUUACUACAUCGUCGAGAGCCGUACGGUUUGGCCCAAUCUGUGGCGGGUCGUAAAUUUGAUUCACAUACUGCUCAUCCUGGCGCACUGGUUCGGGUGCUUCUACUUUCUGCUCUCCGAAGCGGAAGGAUUUCAGGGAGACUGGGUGUAUCCGUACCGGCCGGGAGACUACGCUACGCUCACCAGAAAGUACCUCGGCAGCCUGUACUGGUCAACGUUGACGCUGACCACGAUAGGAGAUUUGCCCACACCGGAGACCAACGCAGAACCGUCUCAGUCGGCGGACGGCCCUAGAUCUCUUCCUCGCCGUGGACUCAAAUCCCGACUGCUGCAGUUCAACUCAAGCCGCGGGUACGUCUUCACGAUAGUCAGCUACCUGAUCGGUGUGUUCAUCUUUGCCACCAUCGUCGGUCAGGUGGGCAACGUGAUAACAAACCGAAACGCCAACCGGCUGGAGUUCGAACGACUGCUGGACGGUGCCAAAACGUACAUGCGACAUCAUAAGGUCCCCGGUGGAAUGAAGCGUCGCGUCCUGCGGUGGUACGACUACAGCUGGUCUCGCGGUCGGAUACAGGGCGGAGGGGACAUCAACACGGCGCUCGGUCUGCUGCCGGACAAGCUGAAAACCGAACUGGCGCUGCACGUGAAUCUGAGUGUGCUCAAAAAGGUUACCAUAUUCCAAGAGUGCCAGCCGGAGUUCCUGCACGAUCUGGUGCUCAAGAUGAAGGCCUAUAUUUUUACGCCGGGGGAUUCCAUCUGCCGGAAGGGCGAGGUUGCCCGCGAAAUGUUCAUCAUCGCCGACGGGAUUCUGGAGGUUCUGAGCGAAACGGGCAAGGUGCUAACGACGAUGAAGGCGGGCGAUUUUUUCGGUGAAAUCGGAAUACUCAACCUGGAUGGGUUGAACAAACGAACGGCCGAUGUCCGUUCGGUGGGCUACUCGGAGUUGUUCUCGCUAUCCCGGGAGGACGUUCUGACGGCGAUGAAGGACUACCCGGAAGCACAAGAGAUCCUCCAGACGCUGGGACGCAAAAGACUGAUGGAGGUGCGCUGCGUGAACAAGAAGCACGCCAGCAAGCAUGCCGCCAAGGAACACCACCACGGCAGUGAUCAUAGCUCAAACGUACACAACACACACAGCAACAAUAACAACAAUAACCAAGGUGAUAGUAGUGAUAAUAGUGCCUCAAAACGUAUCGUAGAUAAGCUAAGAAGUGAUGUUAAGGGAUUGAAGAACGCGCUGCGUAAGUCCAGAACGGGAACAACUAGGCGCAGCAACGAGUCGAUCGAGAUGCAGCCACUGCAGGGUAAUACCAGCGGCGGCAGUGGGAGUGGCAGUAAAACGCCCAAAACUGCGCUUCGCCGGAUGGCCCGGGUCAAGUCGGAUGACAUCCACACGGAGGACGAGGGCAAGGAUAACGAAAAAGUGCCAAGUCCCAUUGGCGCAGGGCUUCCAUUGCUGCAGCGACUGCGGCUACUCAAGGAGAAACAAGACCGCGAAGAGCGUGCCGCGAAAGCGAGCGCCGCUGGCGCGGCCGCGACUGCCAUCUCCACCACCACCACAACUACAACCGCACAAAUAAUCUCCCCGCCGCAUACUCACGUAACCUCUGCCAUAUCACCGCAGGAAUCGAUACAGGAGGAACCGGAACCGGAGGUGAUCGGGGCCGGUUUGCCCCUGUUCCAGCGGUUGCGGAUGCUCAAGGCCAAGGAGGAACGCCUGGCCAAGGAAGCGCAAGCGAAGCUUCAAGUGACAUCGAAUCAAACAUCCAGCUCGCCUUCGCUGAUCCAGAGCCUGAGUCCGACAUCACCGACCCAGCUGAAGGCACCACCAAGCCCGAUUCUGCACACACAGGGCACCCCCGGUCACCACCAUCACCAUGGACGAGGUUCAAUGCGAGUGUCGUUCAAAGACCGGCUCAAGAGUAUGCAGCGGCAAGAGUCCAAGGUGGAAAGCCGGACAACACCCGCCAUUCCCGAAGCCACUGACAUGAAGCAACAUCUAUUGGCCAGUGUGCCCGUCAAAACUAGCAAGCCUUCGGCAGCGCAAGCGAUAAAGGACAAAAUACGAUCCUUUGGUCAUUUGCAGCGGACCGAUGAUCAGCUGAAACCGUGGUCCAAGCUAAAGUUAGCAACCGUAGUUAGCGUAGGAGGAAGCUACUCCAGUUUGAACAACAGUCUGAACGAGGAAUCCCCUAUUCUGGAGCCUGUCAAAAAGGCAGGACGUCACAAAACAUCGAUGCCGGCUGACUUGAACCUGAACUCGCUGGUCUCCACAGCCCCUCCGCCGAUCUCUUCCGCCCCUCCGACGACCGCGUCCAGCAAGCCAAUGUUUCAACCACCGAGCAAAGUGUUCAGCCGUAGUACGUAUAGUGAGCAGGCAUGUGUCAGUGAUAGUGAAGUAGUAAGCAAGAAACAACCCCCUCCACCACCAGCACGUGUACGAAUGAAACCCAAACCGAUCAAACUGAUCACCGAACCCAAAAGCUACAAAAGCUACAUGUCCAUAGACGACCUCUCGCCUGAAUAUAGCGGCCUUCCGUUUGUCAAGCGCCUCAAAAUAUUAAACGAACGCCAAAAGCUAGCCCAACUCGAGGCGGCCAUGCAAACCCGUAGCCUUAGUCUAGAUUGUACAGAUUCCAACAGCAGCAAUGCCGGAUACGACCCCGUUGAGCAGCUGUCUCGUAGUAGGAGCGAAGGUUCUGGCAUCGGACCAGUCCGCUCGAAGAGUGCCUCCCCACCAACAUCCACCAGCCAUCCGACGCCACUCAGUCCGGAGUCGAACGAAACGCCCGAAAGGCGUCAGCUCAAAAGCAUUCUCAAAAAGCUGUCCGAAGACAAGCUGGCCCUCGACCAACGGCAGGGCAUUCAAAACCGCGACCUGAAGAAGCUGAUGCGAGCCCAAACGGUCGAAGGGUACGUUGCUAGACAUAGCAAAUUCAUGAAGAGCGUCACCUUCAAUAGAGACACACUCUCUAGCCCCCCAACCAGCGCUAACGUUUGUGAGUCUAUUGAAGAACGUACUCUUUUUCCCAUCCCUAGCGCACAAAGUACCACGACGACGAUUACCACCACCACCACGAACUCUACCAGCGACGAAAGUUCGGCGGCCACCGUGGCGGAGAACGUCAACUUCACCGCACACGAUCCUCGCCUACCUCUGGCACCCGUCAUUUCCACCACCGACGAAUCAGGCGAGGAUCAGCAUGCGCUGGUCAUCAGCAAUAACGGGUACUACGAUCCUUCGGUCGAUCCGCGGUACAUCACCAACGGCGAUCCGCACCACCAGCAGCUCAUCGACGAUUCACCCUCGAAAGGCUCGCUUUCGGCGUUCGGAGGGCAGAGGAAGAUCAUCAAAGGAUCGCUGGAGGAGCAAGAAUUCUUCGGUGAAGUUCUACUCGGCAUCAAACAGGUCAUCCAGACGCAUAUGAAGGAAAUUCAGGUCAAAUUCCAGGACAAGUUCUUCAAUCUGGAGCUGGAGGUCAAGAAACGGGACGACAUCAUAUCAAAGCUACAGAACCGGAUCCAGGAGCUGGAGCAUCAGGAUCCGCUACUGGUUCAAGAUGGAGGUGUACAAGUGGUGCAGGCACAACAGAAGGCAGGUUCUUCCGGUAGCGGUACGUCUAGGUCUUCCGACGAGUUGCCGUUCAUGCGAGGAGAUUCCCUCGAUACGAUAUUCGCUUCGUCACCACACUCCGAUUCGGAUAGUCCCCGUAGUCAGAAGGUCAGUCGUAAUCGUAAGCCCAGAAGUUCUCCUCGGCACCGGCCCCUGCGUAAUCGACCUUCCAACUGGGGCGAGAGCACAGAUCAAGAAAGCUUCGAACGUGGUGGAUCGCCUCCUUCAUCAACCCUAGCUCCUCCACCACACCCGUCUACUACUGCUGGCAGUAUUCCUCCACCCGUCCCCCCGCGACGCAUGUCUUCCUCACCUAGUGUCGGCAGUAGCGAACCACGAAUCCGUGGACCGUACCGGGACAUUGUGAUAUCAGAACUUACCGGAAACAUCGUGUCGGACAGCGUGAUCGUCAACAUUGAAACCAGCUCCUCGGAGCAGUCACAGUCGGAGAAUGACAAUAACUACGAGGAAGAGGAAGCGGAGGAGGAGGAGGCUGUUGGUGAGUGCGAAGGCGGUGAGGAGGAAGAAGCAGAAGAGGAAGAAGAGGAUGAUGAGUUUGCGAGCGAGUCUGGAAGAUUGGUGGAGAAUCGCGGCAGUCGAAGCACUGAUGAUGAGUUCGAGGAUGACUUCGAUGACGAUGAUGAGGAAGAGGAAGAGAUGCAUCACAAUGAUUGGGAGGUGAGAAUGCUGGCAGCUGAGCUGCAAAAGCGAGAGAGCGUGAGUACAGACUUCCCGAGUGACCUGGACGAGAGUGAUGGGCUGUUGCGAAGGCGAAGGAAACGCAGCGAGACGGAUACGGAGGGAAGCGGAGCGGAACUGGAAGUUCUUAGAAGGCCAAGGGCAUCCAGUCUGGAUCAGCACAACCUACGGCGAGGUAUGAGUGUGAAUUUGGGCAGCAGUAGUAGUGGUGCUAGCGGGAGCAGACGACGGGGUUCGGUCUUCAAGGCAAUGAGCUUCGACCGGGAUAAAGAUCGUCUCUGAGAAUUAAGGCUCAGAUGUGAUGUGUGCAUGUUCACCAGUAUCACCAAUGUGAUUAUAAUCGAGUGGAUCAACAGGUAGGGCAAGGGGCCCGGGGGCAGCAGUGGCAGAGGAAAUCAAGAAACAAGUACGACCAACGCGAAAACGCACUAUAAUAAAGUAAAUAGAGAGAAGUAGACGUCAUCCAAUAGCGGAAAUGAAAAACAAACUACAAGUUAAUGAAACUAGUUUCAAACUAUAUACGACUAAGUUCAUCAGAGCCUAUGCGAGUAAAGUUUUAGGGAAUAGCCACAACCAAAACUAUAACUAUAGGGAGAUUUACAGUAGGUCUUUUGUUACAACCAAAAUGGUGAACAGGCUUUACGGUUACGAUUAACGAGAUUCAGAUUUUAUCGCACGUUUUGCACACACACAGAUAAAUUAGAUUAAUUAGUGAACAAAAACAGGUAGCCUUUAGUUAAGUUGUUACAAAUUAAGUAAUUUUCAUAUUUGCCGAAACAAAAUUGAACGGUUCUUUUUGUUUCGAAAGUCCUGUAAAAGAAACUAGAUGCGUAAGCAACAAAUAAUACAAGUGAAGUUCCAAAGGAAAAGAAGAAGUAAUAUCCAGUUCGAUAAGAAACAAAACCAAAUUAACUACAUUACUAUGCGAAUGCGUGUUGAAAGUGAAAGUUAUGGUAGUACCUUAAUAAGUUAUGUCUAUCUAGGUGUAAAUUAUGAAAAUGUGAAAAAUUGCCAAAGUCACUUAAUUUCUCUACACAGAUCGAAGAAAGAGUGUAAAAUUCUGUGACAUAUGAUGCACAUAAUUGGAGCGUGGGAUAUCGCAGAAGUUUUCAUGACAUAUCAUGUAAAGUUCAUGAAAUAUCAUGCAAACUUACAUUAUAUGUCAUGUAAUUCCGCAUGACUCUUAGAGUUUACAUGACAUAUAACAC
Molecule: messenger RNA, 9203 nt
Organism: Aedes albopictus (Asian tiger mosquito)
Lineage: Eukaryota; Metazoa; Arthropoda; Insecta; Diptera; Culicidae
Gene: Cngl
Exons: 18
Coding region: 2440-8277 (1945 amino acids)
Biological process (GO): monoatomic ion transport; transmembrane transport
Cellular component (GO): membrane
Molecular function (GO): monoatomic ion channel activity; protein-containing complex binding
Source: RefSeq, a predicted model, not a curated record